CUGACUGAGCUGGGGGAACUUUGCCUGGAUGGCACUUUCCUGUUCUACAGUCUGUCCCUGCUGGAGGGGCUCGGCUCUGAGAUCCAAGAUGGAGUUGUUGAGUCGAGCUGAGCAAGAGAUGAGUCUGGCGGCCUUGAAACAACACGACCCCUAUAUCACCAGCAUCGCAGACCUCACGGGCCAGGUCGCCCUGUACACUUUCUGCCCCAAAGCCAACCAGUGGGAGAAGACAGAUAUAGAAGGCACAUUAUUUGUAUACCGAAGGUCAGCUUCACCUUACCAUGGCUUUACCAUCGUCAACCGACUGAACAUGCAUAAUCUGGUUGAACCAGUGAAUAAAGAUUUGGAAUUUCAGCUCCAUGAACCAUUUCUUCUGUAUAGAAAUGCAAGUUUGUCAAUAUACAGUAUCUGGUUUUAUGACAAGAAUGACUGUCACCGCAUAGCAAAACUCAUGGCUGAUGUGGUAGAAGAGGAGACACGGCUCUCCCAGCAGGCUGCUCGAGAUAAACAAAGUCCCAGCCAGGCCAAUGGCUGCAGCGACCAGCGGCCCAUAGAUAUCCUGGAGAUGCUGAGCAGAGCCAAGGAUGAGUAUGAGAGGAAUCAGAUGGGCGGCUCAAAUAUCUCCAGUCCUGGGCUACAGCCAAGCACUCAGCUCUCCAAUCUGGGAAGCACCGAGACUCUAGAAGAGACACCCUCUGGGUCACAAGAUAAGUCUGCUCCAUCUGGUCACAAACAUCUGACAGUAGAAGAGUUAUUUGGAACCUCCUUGCCAAAGGAGCAACCAACAGCUCUAGGUCUAGAGCCAGAAGACACAGACAAGCUGCUGGGAGAUGCACCACAGAAAGAGCCCAGCUCAUUCCUCCCAUUCCCCUUUGAGCAGUCAGGGGAUGCCCCUCAGUCUGAAAACCUGGGUGUCCAUUCUGCCGCUCACCACACAGUCCAGCCUGAAGUCAGUGCUCCGGUGCUGAUUACUCCCGCCUCCAUUGCACAGUCGGGUGACAAGCAUCCCCCAGGCUAUACGCUCCCACUGAGCCCUGUCCUCAGCCCCACUCUGCCAGCCGAAGCUACUAUCACACAAGUUCCCCACUUACCUCGGAAUAGCACCAUGAUGCAAGCAGUAAAGACCGCACCUAGGCAGAAAUCUCCACUCCUGAACCAGCCAGUCCCUGAGCUAAGCCACAGCAGUCUGGUUGCUAGUCAGAGCCCCUUCAGGACCCCGGUGAGCCUGGCAAAUCCAGCUGGCACAGCCCUCCCAAGCGUUGAUCUGCUCCAGAAACUCAGGUUGACCCCACAGCAUGACCAAAUACAGGCACAGCCGCUUGGAAAAGGUGUGAUGGCACCCAACUUUUCUUCAGCAGCUGGCCAACUGGCCACCCCUGAGAGCUUCAUAGAGCCUUCCUGUAAGACAGCAGCAGUAAGAGCAGCAGUCUCAGCCUCCCUGAGCAACAUGGUGCUUGCUCCAACCCUCCAGUCUAUGCAGCAAAACCAGGAUCCUGAAGUAUCUGCCCAGCCUAAGGUGUUACCCAGUGCCAUCCCGAUUGCAGGCCCUCCAUUGGUUACUGCAACAACCACAGCAGUAUCCUCGGUCCUGCUGUCCCCCAGUGUGUUCCAGCAAACAGUUCCCAGGUCCACAGACCUAGAGAGGAAAGCCAGCUCCUCCUCUCCCCUCACUGUUGGAACACCAGAAAAUCAGAGAAAGCCUUCCAUUAUUCUCAGCAAGUCUCAGCUCCAGGACACACUGAUACAUCUAAUAAAGAAUGACUCCGGCUUCCUCAGUACACUUCAUGAAGUUUACCUGCAGGUUCUGACCAAGAACAAAGACAACCACAACCUAUGACUGCAGUGAAGGCAGUGUGAAGGGAGAGGGUCCACCUCAAAACAAGCAGGCUUCCUCACGGGACAUCUAGGUAGAACAUGGAUCUCUGAGGAGCCUGCGAGAGCCUUGUCAUUGAGGCUGUUUUGUAGAGACGUUCUCAGUGAUGAUGGAGGUUUCACUGUGAAGCAUCACCAGCAGACCUUUGUUUGACAAAACAACAAGAGACCAUUGUGUUGAGUUAUGUGGGAGUUUUCAUCAGCUAUAAGCCAGUGUGUGGAAUGAGUUGCCUGAUUGUCAGCUUGCUUUCCAGGCCUGGGGAGGAGCCACCAGCCUUGCAGCAGAGCUCAGUGGAGCCCUCAUCCUCCCUCCUCUACCCCUAGAAGCUCUGAACUUAAUGUCAGCUCACAGAGUAGCUUCAGGUUGUAAGGAUCAGAAUUUAAGUUGACUCUUUGGAAGGUAUUGUUCAAGUGAAGUAUAUUUUCUAUGAGCACCCCGCUUGGGCCUUAAGACUUCUGGGAUGUCUUUGUGUUCCGGUAAGUGUCCCUGGUCCUGCCCUGUGCAAACUCCAGUGAAGCACUGCUCUUUGGGUAGGGCCCGCUGGGCCCUGGUGGAAGAGACUUCACGCCGAUGCAGAGGCCGGGCCGCACAGAUCCAGAUCCUACCAGAAGGCUCCGCUUUAGUGAACUCGGCAGUUCAAGUGUCAAGUUUCUGUGUGAAGCGCAGCCUUAUUUUCCUUUUCUGUCUAAACACAGUUCAAGUUAUUGUUGAUUGUUUUCCUUAACACUUUGGCAAAAGGACCAGUGGACCAAUCUGACAAAGCCAUUCUGGUUCCAUUCCUCAGAUGUGCUGAGGGCAUUUAAAGCUAUGCAGAGAAUGGAGCUGUCCUCACACUGCCCUUCCCUUGUUGUAGAAUAUGGAGUCAAAAGCAAGUGUGAGACACAGAACCUCACAGUAUAUUCCUAGGCUGCGGGCUCUCCCAGCCGCAGUGCAGAACUGUAAAGAUGCUUUGUGAUGCUGCUAUUGAUCUGCCAUGGUUUCUAUUUAUUCUUUUCUGGCAUGUAAUGGUGUUUGGUAAUAUUUUAAUGUAGAAUUUGAUUAUUUCAGCAAUAGUAAUUUUGAGAUAUUCUUUGAA
This is a messenger RNA of Grammomys surdaster, 2948 nucleotides long. Its product is annotated as mRNA-decapping enzyme 1A-like. The coding region runs from base 29 to 1837 and encodes 602 amino acids. The transcript has a single exon. Gene Ontology annotation, biological process: deadenylation-independent decapping of nuclear-transcribed mRNA; deadenylation-dependent decapping of nuclear-transcribed mRNA; positive regulation of catalytic activity. Gene Ontology annotation, molecular function: enzyme activator activity; mRNA binding. NCBI's taxonomy places the organism in Eukaryota, Metazoa, Chordata, Mammalia, Rodentia, Muridae. Gene Ontology annotation, cellular component: P-body. The record is from RefSeq and is a predicted model, not a curated record.